Messenger RNA from Ceratitis capitata (Mediterranean fruit fly), 2179 nucleotides. RefSeq names its product myotubularin-related protein 2 (gene mtm). Gene Ontology annotation, molecular function: phosphatidylinositol-3,5-bisphosphate 3-phosphatase activity. NCBI's taxonomy places the organism in Eukaryota, Metazoa, Arthropoda, Insecta, Diptera, Tephritidae. The record is from RefSeq and is a predicted model, not a curated record. The coding region runs from base 93 to 1961 and encodes 622 amino acids. The transcript is spliced from 2 exons. Gene Ontology annotation, biological process: dephosphorylation.
CGAACUGUCAUUUUUCUACUGCAAUUGUUUAUUGAGGAAAAGUGCAUCGGUUUGAUACAUUUCUUUUUGGUGUUUCAUAAAAUAAUAAAAAAAUGGACAAAGCAGAAACUUUAGAUGUUUCAAAUAACAUAGCUGAUAAGAUUGCGACAAAAAAUGCCAGUACGAAUUCACUGGAUACAGCUGAUUCGAAAUCAAGUUCAAUAGGUUCGAAACAAGGAGUUGACGUGGGUGCAACCCGCGACACGCCCUUUGUUUAUCUCGAUGGUGAAGAAGAUCAGGAUCAGAAAAAUGAUGUCACUUACGUGUGUCCGUUUCGGGGACCCGCUUUUGGAGCUUUAACAAUAACCAACUACCGCUUAUAUUUCCGUUCGUUGCCAUUGCGUGAUCAUGAUCCACCUGUUGUUGUCGAUGUGCCAUUGGGUGUAAUUGCGCGAGUUGAAAAAAUUGGCGGAGCAACAUCACGAGGCGAAAACUCUUAUGGCAUAGAAAUAUUUUGCAAGGAUAUGCGUAACUUACGUUUUGCGCAUAAGCAACAAAAUCAUUCUCGUCGUACUGUGUUUGAGAAGUUGCAAUCAUAUGCAUUCCCCCUUUCUUUUAGUGGACGGUUAUUUGCAUUUGCACAUGCCGGCGCAUCCGGACCAGCACCACCUGCAGCUGAAAAUGGUUGGGCUGUUUACGAACCUUUGGCUGAAUUACGCCGUAUGGGUGUACCAAAUGAUAUGUGGCGUAUAACCAAGUUGAAUGAUGCUUACGGUGUUUGCGAUAGCUAUCCCGUUGUUUGGGCCGUACCCAAAGCGGCAUCUGAUGAAUUUUUGCGUCGUGUAGCACAAUUUCGAUCUCGUUGCCGUUUACCCGUGUUAUCGUGGAUACAUCCAAGAUCUCAAGCUACAAUUACACGCUGUUCGCAGCCAUUAGUUGGCGUAGGUGGUAAACGUAGCGCAGAUGAUGAACUCUACCUAAGCUAUAUAAUGGAAGCAAAUGUGCAAUCAGACAAGUUAGCUAUUAUUGAUGCGCGUCCAAGUGCCAAUGCUAUUGCAAACAAAGCGAAGGGGGGCGGUUAUGAAUCGGAGGAAGCAUAUAAGAAUGUGGAAAUACAUUUUCUUGACAUACAUAACAUACAUGUAAUGCGUGAAAGCUUGCGAAAGGUGAAGGAAGCAUGUUAUCCAUCAAUAGAUGAUUCUAAAUGGCUUUCAGCCAUCGAUGGUACAUUGUGGUUGAAGCAUAUUAAAUGCAUUUUAGCAGGAGCUGUACGAAUUGUAGAUAAAGUAGAGACAAUGAGUACCUCUGUAGUGGUACACUGCUCGGAUGGUUGGGAUAGGACGGCACAACUAACUGCACUGUCCAUGCUCUUGCUAGAUCCAUAUUAUCGCACAUUACGCGGCUUCGAAGUGCUCAUUGAGAAAGAGUGGCUGUCUUUUGGACAUAAAUUUCAGCAACGCAUCGGACAUGGUGAUAAUCGUCAUUCGGAUGCCGAUCGCUCGCCGGUUUUCUUACAAUUCAUUGAUUGUGUGUGGCAAGUUAGUCAACAAUUUCCAAACGCUUUCGAAUUUAAUGAACAUUUUUUGAUAACAAUUAUCGAUCAUUUGUACUCCUGCCGUUUCGGUACAUUCCUGUGUAACACCGAAGCUGAGCGUGUGGCAGAAGAUCUUAAACAUAAGACUGUUUCGCUGUGGACAUAUAUUAACGGCUCAUUAAAUCAGUAUUUAAAUCCGUUGGCCUUUUCGCAUGGCGCACAAACUGUAUUACGCCCCAUUGCUAGCAUGAGGUAUGUCAAAUUGUGGAAAGGUCUUUAUUGCCGUUGGAAUCCGAGCAUACGACCACAAAAUCGUAUAUACCACCGCACACGGGAAUUGCUGGCAUUACAGGAUCAGCUCAUAAAGCAGGUCAGCGAUUUACGUAUGAAGACGACUUCACGGCAAACAGCACAAACUUCGACUCGGCUUGCAUCACCGAUGCAUUAAAAAUUGUUUAUAUAUAUAUAUAUUUUUUUUUAUUUUGACUAUAUAAAUACAUAAAAGUGCACACUUUAUGCUCAUAUAAAAAUUCCAUUUAUUAUUUAUUUAAUAUUUUUUUAAUUAACAUUCAUAUGAGUAAACUGAAUAUGACAAGUUUUCUGUAUCACUUUGCUACUUUAUAUUCAUAUAACUUUAAUUUAUGCAAUGUCUAAAACAAAAAAAAA